ACUUGGAAGAGCCAAACAGAAUCCAAGAUGAAGCUCCUGAUUGUGGCUGUGGUUCUCCUCGUCUCCAUCCUUUGCCCUAAGGAAAGCAGCGCACUACUGAAACGUAGGGGUUCUGCGCACUCAGCUGAAAGAGGUUUUGGGUUUGAUAAAAGCGCUUCACGUGAAAUGUUGGCUCCUGCGAUGCUGCCUAGCACGCGUUGUGAGAUUGUGAAUGCAGCUGGCAGCAUCCUUGGGAUUGUUCCGGGUGCCGCUCAGAGCAUUUCUGAGAUUGUGAAUGCAGCUGGAAGAGUCCUUAAGACGUCUAUGAAAAUACCUGUAAUCCUUUGUAAGACUUUGGAGAACGUAGCUGGAAGAUUUCCUGUGGUUCCUGCGAUGCUGCCUAGAAAGCUUUGUAAGAUUGUGAAUGCAGCUGGCAGACUGCUUGGGAAUCUUCCUGACGUAGCUCAGAGCCGGCCUGGGAUUGUGAAUGCAGCUGUCAGAAUCCUCAGGAUUUCUAAGGGACAACCUAUUAUCCUUUGUAUGACCACCGUGAAAAACCUAGGUGAAACCGUCGUUCCGACCCCCGUAAGCAACGUAGGUGUAACCGUCAUUCCGCCCGUGACCAACCUGGUUGGAAACGUCGCUACG
Messenger RNA from Pelodiscus sinensis (Chinese soft-shelled turtle), 627 nucleotides. Lineage: Eukaryota; Metazoa; Chordata; Testudines; Trionychidae. The record is from RefSeq and is a predicted model, not a curated record.